AUGGAUUCAGCUCGCCAAGAGGCCGGAGAAGGUGCCGGCUCACAAGGCAUCGCGAGAGAGACGGAGAAUGGCGCCCCCCGAUAUGCCAUACCGCCAAGAGAACUCACUGCUGUUGAGAUCCCCGCGGUGGUUGAAAACAUCGACCGAGCCGUCAGGGCAUUUGGGAGGGUCCCUUCACUUAGGCAUGUUCUAGAUCCUCUGAGAAACUCGGUGCCAUUGUAUAUAAAUCCAGAUGAGCCCUUUUGCCCGCCAAUCAUGUCACAUAAUGCCAGGUCUCACAACAUCGUACUCAAAGUCACAGUCCCCAAACGGACUGGAAGGAAGCGCAAGCGUGGAACCAAUGAGCCCUGGCAGGGAGAUGUGGAAUUUCAAGGCAUCGACCCAUCAGCCCCAGCAUCGGAGAAUGUUCUUUCCAUAGGGCGUCACGAUGAUCCAAGAGUUCUAAGGCGCAAAUUGGAGGACAAUGUCGACAAAUAUCACGUCGAGGCUGCGGGCUUGAUCAAGCAUACCCAUCGCUUCAGGGGUCUGGCUGACUUUUACUGGGACAUGGACAAAUCAUCCUUUGCGCAGAGAUUUGUCGAUCAAGUGCUCCCCGGAGAUGUUGAAAAGAUAAAAGAGUUCAAAUUCACGCCUGGUAUUGACCAAGGCUCGAAUAUAGACAUUAUCCCGCCUCCCAUCUUUACGCACAUGAGUUUGCCAUUCAACUACUUCUACUCACAAAAUCCGUAUGUUCGUUUGACAGAGGACGGCGGUACCGUUAAUACAACAGCGGUCAAGCAAGUUGGCCAUUUCAUAGGAACAGAAGAUGCUGCUCCUGCUGGCCCGCAAAUCCCUCCAGACAUGACGGAUCCACGGAUGGUGGAGGUUAUUGCCCAGCUUGAAGAAGCAUUUGCACAUCGCCCCGUGUGGACUCGUCGAUCUCUAUUGAAUCACCUUGCUGGCAAGCUUCGAAACUGGAACGAGCUCAAAAAGUAUCUAAAUUAUGCGGCUUAUCAGUUCAAGGGUGGCCCGUGGAGAGACGGAGUUGUUCCCUAUGGAAUUGACCCCAGAACUGAUCCUAAAUAUCGAAUUUAUCAAACCCUCAUGUUCAAGCUUCCAAAGCAGAAGCGUGCUCGGAAAGACCAAACCUGGCAGUCUCUACGCAGAGCUCAGAUGGGCCGAACAAAGGAGUUUGUAGAGGAGUUAUCGGCCAGCCACACGUUCGACGGAGAGACGUACCACACCGAUGGCAAGGUGUGGCAGGUAUGCGACAUUACGGACCCCUUGCUCCGCGAGCUUUUGGACAAUGCAGAGGUGCGUCCUACGUGGGAUGUCAGCAGCGGCUGGUAUCACGGAGGCUUGUGGGCAAAGGUCAAGGCCAUCAUGAAGACAAAACUAGUGGCGAUCCAGUUUGGCCGACAGCUCACCAAGGAGGACUUUGCACCAACGCUGCAGUGUGGGGAUCAAACUCCAGUUCGGUCUACUUCGGCCACCUUUCACCUUCCAUUGCCUAAUUUGCAUCUAACAAACGAAGAGCUCACGCAGCUUCGAGGUCGAGAACCGUCCAAGAAGAAGAGUCAGGUGUAUAAUGUCAGGGUUCGUCCCCGUGCCAGGAGACUAGAUGUCGAUACGGAGGAACAGUCUGUUGUUACCUCCCACGAUGCGGAUGCAGAGGCAGAUGUCGAUGUCGAUGCAGAGGCCGAAGCUGCUAGUAUCCUUGGCAGAAUGGAUUCCCAUAGUGAGGAUUCCGAAGCUGGUAGCGAUGGCGAUGAGGAUGACGACGAGAACGAGAACGGCUCAGAAGAGGAAGAUGGGAUGGACCACACUGCCUUUGAGAGGGAUGGAGACGAUGAAGAUGGCUAUGGCGAGAUGGAAGAUGCAGACAACAUGGAUUCAAGUAUUGAUCCUUUCUCCAACGAACCUUUGUUCUGUAACCAUUGCGAUAAAGCAUUCGAUCAAUGGGAAGAUUUAUUGAGGCACAAGCAGCAGAGACGAAAUGAUGACAUGGAAGAUCAUAUCCACUGCAAGAUCUGUGCGCGUGAUUUCAAGACACUUGCGGGGGAAAUGCGACACAUGCAAGUGGAACAUCCUCUUGAACAAAACCUCGAGUGUCCCGGCUGUGGUAGUGGCCCAUUUACACGCUUGAGUAAUUUGAUCAACCACAUCGAGCGAGGCUUUUGUCCUCGUCUCGACACUACCCUUCUUGAUCAACUCCGAGAGGAGAAGUUGGAAUUCCCCAGACGUUUGGAGCAACUGACUCAGGAGAGAGUCAAAGGAAACUACAUGAAUUAUAUGCCAUCAGCUUCCGCAAAUAGCACAGUCUCACCAUGGCACGUUGACAAGGAGCCCACAUCUUUUGGGAUGGUCAAAGAAGAAUUUCCAGCUCUGGCAAUUACAGACGAUAGUCGCAUCCAGCCCACGAAAGCCGCUGCAUCCAGCAGGUUGAAUCUUGGCAGCUAUAAAGCUCAUGAUAUAAAGGGCAAACAGCCAUUUUCGUUUCAGCUUCCUUUUCGCCCAGCCAUUUCCACUCGACCAGCUUUUAAAUCGGGUGUGACUACUGUCGUCGCAGGUAUGGAUCCCGAUGAUCCGAAUAACCCGUCUUUCAAUGCGGCCAGCUGCUACUGCUCCAUCACAGAGAGAUUCAACUGCCCAAAACGGCUAUGCGGCAAAACGUUCAAGACGGCAGGCGGCCUUGUUGGCCACCUCAAAUCACCCGUUCAUGGAAAUAGGAAGUAUAGGUGCCCAAGCUGCCUCAGGAUAUUCAAGACUUUGACAGGCAUCACUUCUCACGCAGAGGCCAAGGGCUCCAAGUGCCAUAUUCAGGACACGGCUCAUUAUGAGACGUUUAUGGACCAACUGACGGCGGGGAUUGUCGAUAUAGAGAGAACUCGGCACCAGGGCGGAAGCAUCAUUUACACGACUUCGGAACAAAUGAAGCAGAAGCUCCGUGGUGAAACUAUCAAGGAGAAGAUCAAGUAUCCGAUGGAUGCUGAGGAUGGAAAGGAUACCUACUGGUAG
Messenger RNA from Trichoderma asperellum CBS 433.97, 2997 nucleotides. NCBI's taxonomy places the organism in Eukaryota, Fungi, Ascomycota, Sordariomycetes, Hypocreales, Hypocreaceae. The record is from RefSeq and is a predicted model, not a curated record.